CUUUUUGCUUAUGACGCUGGCAGGGACAGGCUCGUUUCCCUCACCAAGCACAAGUUCCUUCUGGUCUGCAACUCUGUCUGGGCGGUGCAUGGCCUGCCUCGCAUCUUAGGCCAUCGUUUCCGCAUUAGUGGGACAACUGAAGUUCUUCUCCGCAACACGCCUCCGCACAUCGUCAAAGUCAUGGGCCGCUGGUCCUCGGAUUCCUUCGUG
This is a messenger RNA of Suillus subalutaceus, 210 nucleotides long. RefSeq lists its product as uncharacterized. Gene Ontology annotation, molecular function: DNA binding. The transcript has a single exon. Gene Ontology annotation, biological process: DNA recombination; DNA integration. Lineage: Eukaryota; Fungi; Basidiomycota; Agaricomycetes; Boletales; Suillaceae. The annotation marks the transcript as partial. The record is from RefSeq and is a predicted model, not a curated record.